Molecule: messenger RNA, 957 nt
Organism: Yarrowia lipolytica CLIB122
Lineage: Eukaryota; Fungi; Ascomycota; Dipodascomycetes; Dipodascales
Biological process (GO): positive regulation of transcription by RNA polymerase II; protein phosphorylation
Cellular component (GO): transcription factor TFIIK complex; cytoplasm; nucleus
Molecular function (GO): cyclin-dependent protein serine/threonine kinase activity; ATP binding; RNA polymerase II CTD heptapeptide repeat kinase activity
Source: RefSeq, a predicted model, not a curated record
AUGAAAGAAAUCGGCCGGGGUCUGUUCUCGAGAGUCUACGAAAAGAACAACCGGGCCCUUAAAUGCAUUCGACCUGGAGCACAACGGCCUCCCCACAAUUUUGCCAGAGAAUUAGCUAUUCUUCAGGAAGUCAAAGGCCAUCAUCCCAACAUUGUCUCCUUGCUGGACCACUAUGAAGAGAGGGACCCGUUUGACUCUUCUGACGACGAGAUGUGGGGCGACUCGGGCCAGGUGUUCACAAAACAACAGGUGCUGGUGUUCAACUACUACCCAUACACCCUUGAGGAUCUCGCCAAGGGUUAUCACAAGGCUAUCUUUCCAACACUCAUUGAGCCUGGGGGGGACACCAUGAGAAACAAGUUUCCGGAAGAAAAGGCGAUCGAAAUCAUUACAGCAGUCGCAAGUGGUCUGGAAUAUAUCCACCAAGAAGGCAUCAUCCACAGAGACAUCAAACCAGAGAAUAUCAUGUUCAAAACCAAGGACUCGGAGCCGGUGCUCAUCGACUUUGGAGUGUCGUGGAAGGACGGGGGAUCAGAAAAAGCAGACGAAAAAAUCACAGACGUAGGAACAGGCGUCUGGAGAGCCCCAGAACUGCUGUUUGGAAUCAGAGGCUACGACGACAAGGUCGAUAUCUGGUCCCUAGGAUGCAUAUUAGCAUAUCUGCUGACUAGAAACGGGAAACCGUUCUUCUCCAACGAGGUACAAGAUGGAGUGUCAGAUCUGCGACUGGUGGCUGACAUAUUCGAAAAGUUGGGCACACCCUCCGCGAAAACAUGGCCCGAGGUGGCUUGUGUACCUGCUUUUGAGAGCAUGAACUUUUCCGAAACCCAGGGAAAUGGACUGUCUCUGUUGCGAGGAACACAAAAGAGUAAAGACAUACUGCAAGAGAUGCUCAAGUACUCGGCUCACAAACGUGCUUCUGCUGCAGAUGUCGUUGAGCUAAGCCGCACAAACUAA